AUGUAGCGUCAUCCUUUCCUCAUGUAGAGCCUAACGGCGGCCUUUCUUCGCUGCUCUUCAUUUGCCGCGAUCUUACCGCUCCGACCCCGGUUUUUCAGCUUUUAAUUCCUCAACUAUGACACGAAAGUUUCUGUUUAUGUUUGCCGCGUGGCUACUUGUGGCCGCUCUGAGUCUGGAGGUUUCAGCGGAUGGUUUAGUGAACGUAGACGUAAAGAGGACAGUAGACCUGAGCACUCAUCUGGCUAAGAUCACUGCCGACAUUGUGCUGUCCAACCAGGGACAGUCCUCCGUUCAGAGCUUCAUAUUAGCAGUGGAGGCAGGCUUGGCUCCGCACCUGGCAUAUAUCGGAGCCACGGUGAAGGGUGAUGAAGAGGAGGAUGGCACCCUUGAGCUGGAGCAGACAACAAUUCGGGGCCAGAGCGGGGAGUUCUACAAAGUGCAGCUGCCCUCCAGUCUGGCUGCUGGUGCUCAACUCAAAGCAAAGGUGGAGAUGACAUUUAGCCACGUCCUGAAGCCUUUCCCCACACAGAUCAGCCAGGCUGAACGUCAGCUGGUGAUUUUCCAAGGGAACCACUACUGGUUCUCCCCAUACCCCACUCGAAGCCAGACCACACGUGUCCGCCUUGCAUCCAAGACUGUGGAAAACUACACCAAGCUGGGGAACCCCAGCAAGACUGAUGAGAUCAUCGAGUACGGACCCUUUAAAGAUGUCGCUCCUUUCAGCGAAGAUGCAAUGAAGAUCCAUUAUGAAAACAACACACCCUUCCUCACCAUCACCAGCAUCACCAGGACCAUUGAAGUGUCUCACUGGGGAAACAUCGCUGUAGAGGAAACCAUUGAUUUGAGGCACACAGGAGCUGUUCUGAAGGGGCCCUUCUCACGAUACGAUUACCAGCGGCAGUCGGACAGCGGAAUCUCAUCCGUCAAGUCCUUCAAGACCAUCCUCCCCGCCUCGGCUCAAGAUGUGUACUACCGUGACGAGAUCGGCAACAUCUCCACCUCCCACCUGCAGGUUCUGGAUGACUCUGUGGAGGUGGAGGUCAGGCCACGCUUCCCUUUGUUUGGAGGCUGGAAGACCCACUACAUCAUCGGCUACAAUCUGCCAAGCUAUGAAUACCUCUACACCCUGGGUGACCAGUAUGCUCUGAAAAUGAGAUUAGUUGAUCACGUGUACGACGACCAGGUCAUUGAUGACCUGACUGUGAAAAUUAUUCUCCCCGAAGGCUCCAAAAACAUCCACGUGGAGACUCCUUACAAAAUCGAUCGCCUGCCAAACCAGCUGCAUUACACCUACCUGGAUACCUUUGGCCGACCCGUGUUGGUGGCCUCGAAGAGAAACCUGGUUGAGCAUCACAUUCAGGAUUUUGUGGUUCAUUACAACUUUAAUAAGAUCCUGAUGCUGCAGGAGCCGCUCUUGGUUGUGGGAGCCUUCUACAUACUUUUCUUCACUGUGAUCAUCUACGUGCGUCUGGACUUUGCCAUCACGAAGGAUCCUGCUGCCGAGGUGCGAAUGAAGGUGGCCUCCAUCACUGAGCAGGUGCUCACCCUGGUUAACAAACGCCUGGGUCUGUACCGACACAUGGACGAGGUAGUGAACCGCUACAAACAGUCCCGCGAUACUGGAGCGCUCAACAGCGGUCGAAAGACUCUGGAAUCCGAUCAUCGCCAGCUCACUAAUGAAAUCAGCUCACUGCAGGCCCGCCUCAAAACCGAGGGCUCGGACUUGGCCGAGAAAGUGGGGGAGAUUCAGAAGCUGGACAGCCAGGUGAAGGAGCUGGUGUGCCGCUCCUGCUCGGAGGCGGAGCGUCUGGUGGCGGGUAAAGUCAAGAAGGAGGCUUACAUCGAGAGCGAGAAGAAUCUGAACAGCAAGAGACAGGAGCUCAUCGGCCGUGUGGACAGUCUGUUGGAUGCCCUCUAAACGGCUCUAACACACAGGAUCUCUCUCUCUCUCUCUCACACACACACACACACACACACACACACACACACACACACACACACACACACACACCCUUCUGUCAUCAUUCAUCCGUAUGACUACAAAAGAGAAUGUGACACAGUUUAUAUAUAUAAAACAAACAUCUUUGCAUUUGGGCGUGAACCGUUACAUCCGGCUUCCUCUGGACUCGUGCGUUUGCGCCCCGUGAUAAACUUGUGCUCACUGAGUGUUCGGCUCCAAAGCAGCUACGUCACAACUUUUGCUUUUAUUAUUUUUAUCUGAGCUUCUUCACACUUUCAUCCAUCUGGCUCAGAUUUUUAAUCUUUUCCUGUUUGCAUCAGGAUUAUUUCUGUACCGUUGGUUUUGCUUGGUGAGGGUUCUGAUUCUGACCUGAGUGGUUAUCGAGCCAAAGCGUUCUCCUGUCUCUACUCGCACACAUACUGUAUUCCAAAACAAAAUUACUUCUGGAUUGUAAGUUUUUUUUUCUACUUGCCCUUGACUGACCUUUGUACUUGAGGCUCUGAUUGUGCGUCAUUGUCUGCACUCGUUUUUGAUGGACCCAGUCAUCUUUUCUAUAUUUUGUAUAAUUUAGGUGUUUGUUUUCUUUUGACUGUGAGAUUAAAGUCUAAAAGAGAUUAGACUGUGAGAGAGGAAAGUCAUGGAUGGUGCAAAAGAGCAAUGGUGUGGAUUUAUGUCAAAUUUGGAAUAAAGUUUUGAGAAAGUCA
Messenger RNA from Nothobranchius furzeri (turquoise killifish), 2664 nucleotides. RefSeq names its product ribophorin I (gene rpn1). Gene Ontology annotation, cellular component: membrane; oligosaccharyltransferase complex. The record is from RefSeq and is a predicted model, not a curated record. Lineage: Eukaryota; Metazoa; Chordata; Actinopteri; Cyprinodontiformes; Nothobranchiidae.